GCCACAUAUAAAAGGAGGAGGACAAUAUCAAAAUGGAAUUAAAAUUGGUGAAUGGACAGAUAUUGUUAGGGAUAAUCAAUUUUAAUAUCAUUAUAUCACUAAUUAUUUCAAUAACAAAGGAGAACUGUUAAAAACUGUUGACAUUAAUUAUUGUGAUUUAUCUUCUGAUGUUCUCAAAAUUUUAGAUGAAUACGAGCAACUAAAUUUUUCAUCUAAUUAAAAUUCAUCAAUUAAAGAUUUAGCAUCAAGAGCCUUUUUGUCACCUAAAAUUUGUUCUAAUGAUAGAGUAAGAUUGGGAUCAUAUUCAUCAAUUGGAAAAUCAAGCAGAAAGUUGGAGAAAUAUCUUUGAUAUUAUUAUUAUCUAUCUAAUAAUAAAAAAAUUAAUAUAAAUGCACUAUGUUAUUUGA
Paramecium sonneborni is the source of this 407-nucleotide messenger RNA. The record is from the annotation of a GenBank genome assembly. NCBI's taxonomy places the organism in Eukaryota, Ciliophora, Oligohymenophorea, Peniculida, Parameciidae.